Athalia rosae (coleseed sawfly) is the source of this 2454-nucleotide messenger RNA. RefSeq lists its product as uncharacterized. The record is from RefSeq and is a predicted model, not a curated record. Lineage: Eukaryota; Metazoa; Arthropoda; Insecta; Hymenoptera; Athaliidae. The transcript has 2 exons. The coding region runs from base 278 to 2266 and encodes 662 amino acids.
AGGACUUAUCACAAGCACAUCGAGCACAUGGCGAUUGGAUACUACAACCGGAGCAGCGUGACCAAACUCAAAAAUGGGUUUUGUUUACCGGUAAACGAAAUUAUCUUGUGAAUUAUAUUAAAAAGAAGCAACAGGCUUAUAUUAUUUAACGUGUGUUUUUUGUGGUGACCUUAUAGUCGCUAUGAGAGCUUUGUUUCGCUCUCGAAAAACGAAAUAUUCACAAACGUAAAUAAGACGAUGGAAAAAUAACCUACAACUUUAAAACGAUUUCUAAAUAAUGCUGGAGUUCUGUCCGUUGUGUGAGAAAAAUGGAUACAAAACAAAUGUCGUGCUCACCCAGAUCAAUCUCGAUGAAGCCGUAUGGCUGUGUGAAUCUACGAAGUGUCCAUGGCCAUUUGGAUAUCAAGAUUUCACCUUUGGAUCUCGAAAAGUUGGAGAAACAUGGUCCGCAGAAUGGGGGAUGCGUAAGCCAUCGAUAACAAAAUCAUCUGAUCAGUCCCAAAUUUCUCUGGCAGAACUUGGACUAGAUACUCCACCUGUUACUCCAGGCAGCGGCAGUGAAGUGACCCAUAAAGAGACAAUUAUUGGUGACAAUACAUGCUCUGCAACUAGUUUUACUUUAGGGACUGGUCAUGUUGUCGAUUCAAUCGAAGGACAUGUUCAAUCGAGCAGUAAUAGCAACAAGUCGAACAAAUUCUUCAUUAGUGACUGUGGAAGUCUCAACAGCAGGAGUUCAGUAUUAAAACGAAAAAGAGAAACUGCCACUUUGAAACAAAAUAGCAAAUCAAUCGAUCAAAGUUCCACAAGUUUAGAGUCACUCAAUAACUUUAACAACGUACUUGUGAAAGUUGAAACUCCAUUAACAUUUAGUGGCAGUUUUAGUUUAAAUGAUGAUUUCAAUUCAGAAAGUUCUGACAAAAAUCCCAUAACUUUUCGAGAAUUCAAUGAUGCAUCUGAAAUUUCUGAAUCUCUGACUGAUUCUAUUUUUGACCCAUCAAAAUCUCUUGAAAAUAAUGUCCGUUCUGGACCAACUAAAAAUUUCACAUAUACGGAUGAUUUGUUUAUUAACAAGAGUCAUGAGUCUUCAGUUAAGCAUAAGACAUUCCUGAUUGAUAAUGCUGAGAUUUCAAUGGUAACAGACAAUCCAUCUCGUUCAGUUAGAGAUCGUGUUAAUAUUGUAACUGAAUCUAAAAGCGCUUCACCGUUCGUACCUGCUAAUGAGACACAAAAGGCAAAUAGUGCGGAAGUUUCUGAGAAAAAGAAGCAGUAUCCUACAGUUGUUAGUAUUCAAAGAACUAACAUGAAAUUGGUGGAAGUUCAUAAGUUGGAAGGCAUUGAGUCUUUGAGUAAGUUGAAUCGCGAUAAAUUUGUUCCUAAUUCGAGUAUCUGUCAGCAGAGAAAAACCACUUCUGGCAGAUCAGCUGCACAGGAGACAAAGCAGGCAGUAGAUUCAUGUGAGAUUCUAAAUAGUGAAGACCUCACAAGAGUACCUAGUUCAAUGGAAAAUCACCAGGCUAUACCUAGUGAUAACAAUUUCGUUCAUGAGAAAAGUUAUGGUAUAAGAAAUAUAGAAACGAGAACUGUAGUAAUAGAUGGGUUGCCACCAAUUAGUUUGUCCUAUGAAAUACCAAGUCUUGUACAAGGUUAUACCACAGUUCCCUCAAACACGAGUAGAGAAUUGAUCCAGACAGAUGAAAAUGUAAUGAUUGAUGCAAAGAGAGAUCUAGUAGCAGGUGAUCAGGUUGCCUCAAUUAACAUAAAGGUUGAACCAAGCAAGUGCGAAGAAGCCAAAUGUUAUCGACCAGCAACAGGUAGUCGGACUGCAUUAGGAAACCUAUCAAUGAAAAAACCUCUCAAACGAUCUGCCCUCAAGUCACCUAAAUAUCCAGGCUUUGAUCUUAGUAUUUUGAAGAAACAUAAAGCUAACUCCCUCUGUAGCAAAGAAAUCGCUAAAACUAGUCCUUUAGAUGUACCAUUACCUGGGAAUGUUUCUACCAGUUCUGAUUUGACAUAUUCUUCAUGCAUGACCACAUCAACUAAUCGUUGUAGUAACAGUUUUACUUUCAAAUCUGCUCCAAGUAUUGAAGAUUGUGGCCUGAGGCCAACAAAGUUAAAUUCAAAAAGCAAUACGUUGACUCCAGAAAACGAUCAAGAAUUUGAAUCUAAUUUGAAUGUGGAUAAGAUACUGGAUGAUCUAAUUCUUAAUGAAAGUCAAGACUCAUCACAAAAAUUGGAAGAUGAUUGGCUAUUGUCUUUGUUUGAUUGACAGAAUUCUCCAAACACGGAUUUUGCUAAGUAAUACCCUCAUCGAAUACGUAUAAAUGAUAAAUUCCUCAAUAAUACUUCACACUAAGUCAACAAAUAAUUUCAUAUCCUGGUGGAACUAACGUCAGAAUCAAUGUAUAAUCAACAUUAUAUAACGAUUCAUCUUACAUUAUUGUUACAAGGUUUUAC